AUGGUGACGAUACUUGAAUUGCAUGGAUAUGACGAGUUUCAAAAAUAUGUUGCAAACAUAGAGCCAAAUAGCCGCCCCGUAGUAGUGUACUUCAGUGGUGAAAAGCUGCCUUCGGGAGAAAGUUGGUGCAUUGAUUGUGUUGAAGCUGAACCUGUAGUGAAGGCUUACCUAAAUGAGCUGAAAAAAGAAAUCACAUUUGUCUAUGUUGAUGUCGGCAACCGUGAAACGUGGAAGGACAAAGCUUGUCCAUUCCGGACAGACAGCCGCACGAAACUCAUGGUUAUUCCAACAAUCAUUCUUUGGAAUGGCGUGCGGAGACUGGAAGGCAGUCAGUGUGCAAAGAGAGACCUACUGAACAUGCUGUUUGAAGAUGAAGAUUGA
Messenger RNA from Spodoptera littoralis (African cotton leafworm), 381 nucleotides. Lineage: Eukaryota; Metazoa; Arthropoda; Insecta; Lepidoptera; Noctuidae. The record is from the annotation of a GenBank genome assembly.